AUGAAUUAAUUACUAUAUUAAUUUUAAACUAUUGGAUUUGCAUGCGAUAAAGAAUAUCAUACAGGCAUGAAAGAUGUUAAAAAAAAAUUUUAAGAAAUUAAUCAAUUUAAAUAAAGAGCAUUAAAAGAUUUUAAUAAUGUUGAUAAUGUAAUCAAUUCCAUUAGUGAAAUUAUUUAAUAAAAAAAAAUAGAACCUUUAAAUAAAUCAAAUGAUUUUACUACUUAUCAAAAUAAUAAAUAAUUGAGAUUAUAAUCAUGUCUCCAUAAAAUGGGUUAAAUUGAUUAUAAUUAAUAAUAAUUAGAUAGAGAAUCAGGACUUAAAGCUUCUAGUAUAUUUUCUGAUAGAAUAACUUCUAUUAUUCCAUAAACUAAAAUUUCAAAUAAAGAAUUAAACAAAGAAUUAGCUAUUAAUUGUCAUUUACAUGAUUCAAUAAAAUUUGGAUAAAUUAUGGAAUAAACCUUACUUUUACAUUCCUUUCAUAAAGAUUGUAGUGAAAAACUUAAUUCAAAUUUAAGUUUGUUAGAUCCUAAUAAUUUUAAAACUAAAAGAGAUAGAAUUAAAUUCUAAAAACGAAAUGAACUGAAUUCUAAAAGCAUUUAAGCUUAAGAAUAUUAUAUGAAUAAAUUUUAAUUAGAACAUAUGAAAUUAAAAGAUAAAUUAAUUGAUUCUAAUCAAAAAACUCUUAUUAAACAUAAAUAUUUUCAAGAUCAAAAUUAAUUAUCUAAAAGUAUUCAGAACAAAAAAAGAAUAUAAUAAGUUACAGAAAAAAUUAAUAAAAAUAAAAUACUUGUCAUAUAAAAUUUAUUUAAAUAGGGACAUAAUUAAAAAUCUUAAAAAGCAGAGGAAGUUCUUAAAUAUUUGGAAUUAUAUUCUAAAAUUGAUAUAGAAAAUAACUAAAUUUUUGGUUAAAUAAUUGAAAUCAAUAAUUCUUUUUCUAUGAAAAUUGAAACAUUUUUGAGAAGGAUCUUCUUUAAAUUUUCUAAUAAGUAAUGUGAUGAUCUUAAUGAACUACAUAAAUAUAUUGAUUUGAAAGGUUAUCUUGAUUGUUUUCAUCUAUCACAUAUUGAUAUUGAAGAUAAAAAAUUAAUUCAUGUUUAUUAGAAUAAUGUUAAAAUUUAAAAUAAAGAUUAAGAUAGAGGAUUGAAUUUUAAUUUUUUUAGAGAUUCUCUAAUUGACAUUGCAAAUUGCAUUUUUUUAUCACCAACAAAAGAAGAAAAGUUGCUUAGGUAUCUUUUAUUAUUAAAUUAGAUUAGUAGAAGAAAAUUUGUUAGAAAUAUAUAAUGAAGUUCUUGAUUUAAAUGAAAUUAGACUUCUUACUAUUAAAUCAUACUAAGAGUUUAACAAUUUAUUUUAUCCUAUAAUUUAAAAAUUGUUUUUAAUUUAUGGUAAAUAGAUUUAAAAUUAAAAUCAAAAUAAUGAAAGACUCAAUUUGGAUAAGAUUAUUUAAGUGUUUCUAUAAAUUAAAGUAUUUCCUUAGAAGUUUAACAAAUAAUUUAUUAGAAAUUAUUAUUGUUAUGCUGCUGAAUAAGAUGAAGGAUUAAAUUUGAAUUAAUUUUAACAUUUCUUGAACUUAAUGGCUUUGAGCUAAAACAAAAGAAUUUCUAUAAAUAGAGAAGUUAAUAAUAUAAUUCAUUAUAAUUAAUAUAAAUUAUAACAAAAGUUUGAUGAUAUAACUGAAUAUGAGUAAAAGUUAUUUAGGAAAAUAAUGAUAUUUUAUUUUCAUAAUGAAUACUUAGAUUUAUUAAAUGUUGAAUAAGAUUGA
Molecule: messenger RNA, 1762 nt
Organism: Paramecium sonneborni
Lineage: Eukaryota; Ciliophora; Oligohymenophorea; Peniculida; Parameciidae
Source: the annotation of a GenBank genome assembly